Messenger RNA from Linum tenue, 2029 nucleotides. The record is from the annotation of a GenBank genome assembly. NCBI's taxonomy places the organism in Eukaryota, Viridiplantae, Streptophyta, Magnoliopsida, Malpighiales, Linaceae.
AAAAAAAAUAGUACUGUUGGGGGUUCUGUAGUAGUGGAGAAAGUGCCCUUUGGUCACUCCCUCCCACUCAAUCCAACUAACAACCAACACCAACGAAAAGAAAAAUCCAGAAGCAGAAGAAGAAGAAGUGAGAACCACCAACCACAGUUUUGCUAGUGUGCUCCUCAUCACUCUCUCCCCAAUGACUUCUGCGAGGUGUUGCAGCAGGAUUGGUCUUGUUCAUCUCCUUUUCCUUGCUCUUCUCCACAGCAGCACUCUUUCUCUUAUUGCAGCUGCCAGAACAAAUGUUUACAUUGUGUACAUGGGUGAAAGGCAGCAGCAGGAUGAGCCUGAACUAGUUCAAGACUCCCACCAUGAGCUUGUCUCCAAUUUUGUUGGAAGCAAAGAAGCUGCAGAGGAAUCCAUUCUUUACAGCUACAAGCAUGGGUUCUCAGGGUUUGCUGCAGCCUUGACCAAGUCACAAGCCAAGCUUAUUGCAGAUUCCCCAGGAGUUGUUUGGGUGGCCAGAAACAGAAUCCUCACUACUCAGACAACAAGGAGCUGGGAUUAUCUGAGGGUAAAACCUGAGCUCCCUGAUGGGAUUGCUUCAAGAGGCCAUUCUGGAGCUGGCUCCAUUGUUGGUGUCAUGGACACAGGGAUAUGGCCAGAAUCAAAAAGCUUCGUGGAUGAUGGUAUGGCAGAGGCGCCAUCUCGUUGGAAAGGCAUUUGUCAGGAAGGACAAGGGUUCAAUACUUCUCACUGUAACAGGAAACUCAUCGGAGCACGGUGGUACAUAAAGGGCUACGAAGCCGAGUUCGGCAAAGUCGACACUAGCGACGGAGUCGAGUUCUUAUCCCCGAGAGACGCCGGCGGCCAUGGAACCCACACGUCAUCAACCGCAACCGGGCUUCCAGUCCAAGGCGCAAGCUUCAUGGGCCUGGCCCAAGGAACAUCCAGAGGCGGGGCCCCAUCAGCCUGGCUAGCAAUCUACAAGGUCUGCUGGGCUACAGGCGGAUGCAGCUCCGCCGACAUCCUCGCAGGAUUCGAUGACGCCAUCGCCGACGGCGUCGACGUGCUGUCCGUGUCGCUGGGGACAUCUCCGCCGCUGGCCUCUUACGUGGCGGAUCCCCUGGCGAUUGGGUCGUUCCACGCCGCCUGCCGUGGGAUCACCGUGGUUUGCUCCGGCGGGAAUUCGGGGCCUUACUCGCAGACCGUGAUUAAUACUGCUCCGUGGGUUGUUACCGUUGCGGCGAGCUCCGUUGAUCGGGAUUUCCCCGUUGUAAUCACUCUUGGGAAUGGCAGGACUGUUGUGGGGCAGGGUUUGUAUACGGGGAAGGAAGUGGAGGACUUUCACCCCAUUGUUUAUGGAGGAGACAUUGCUGCUGAUGAUUCUGAUCAAGAUAGUGCUAGGAGUUGUGAAUCAGGAAGCUUGAAUGCAACUCUAGCAAAGGGGAAAGUGAUACUGUGCUUCCAAUCUAGAUCACAAAGGUCAGCCACAGUUGCUCUAACAAUGGUGGAGGAUGUUGAAGCUGUGGGGCUCGUAUUCGCCAGGGUACCAACCAAGGAUGUGUCUUCAUGUUAUAGAGUCCCUUGUGCACAAGUGGAUUUCACCAUUGGGACAUCUCUACUCACUUACAUUGGAUCAAACACCAAACCUGUGGUGAAGUUCAGCUCCACUAAGACUACAAUUGGCAGCCAGACUUCCCCGGAAAUAGCAUUGUUCUCGUCGAGGGGACCCAGUUCCCUCUCCCCUGCCAUACUCAAGCCAGAUAUAGCUGCUCCUGGAGUCAACAUCCUAGCAUCAUGGUCACCAUUUGCUUCUUCCAUUGAUGACCCACUGGACUUCAAGAUUGAGUCAGGAACUUCCAUGUCAUGCCCCCACAUUUCUGGCAUAGUUGCCCUAAUCAAAUCCAUCCACCCAACUUGGUCCCCUGCUGCAAUCAAGUCUGCCCUCAUCACAACAGCUUCAACACAAGAUGAAUAUGGUGAAACCUCCAUUGCAGAGGGAGCUCCAGAGAAGCUGGCUGACCCAUUCGACUACGGUGGUGGA